AUGGAAUUUCAAAGCAUCAAACAAGCAAGUUUUUACGGCAGAAACUUUCAGAAUUUAGGACGUGCCUUAGACUUCGUUGAAACGUCUUCAAGCCAUAGCAAUUUCGACAUUGUGUUGCUUUCACCAGAUCCAGAUUAUAAUACGGAUGCGGAGGAGGGUAAUGCUGAAGAUCUUGUUGCUUGCACCAUGCCGCAAGAUGUUCCAGGUGAAGUAGAGGUGUUUUGUAGCAGUGACAGUGAAGACGAUUUACCGCUUCAAGAGCUACAGCGCAGAAUUCAAACCGCAAAACGUUAUGGAAAGUUGGAACCUGAAGUUUUUGAAACUUUAUUUGACGAAGAAGUAGUUAAUUUGAUUGUUGAGCAGUCUCGCCUUUAUGCAGCACAGUCUAAUGCCCACAAUUUUUCAUUCACCGAACACGAUUUGAAAGUCUUUUUGGGUAUCUUACUUUACAGCGGCUACCAUUCCAUUCCAAGAGAGAAUAUGUACUGGCAAACAGAUGAAGACACUCGUGUACCAUUUGUUGCUAACAAUAUGUCCCAAACCAGAUUCAAGGAAAUAAAAAAAUAUCUCCACCUUGCUCACAAUAAUAAUUUGGUUCUUACCGACUAA
Molecule: messenger RNA, 609 nt
Organism: Eupeodes corollae
Lineage: Eukaryota; Metazoa; Arthropoda; Insecta; Diptera; Syrphidae
Product: piggyBac transposable element-derived protein 2-like
Exons: 2
Coding region: 1-609 (202 amino acids)
Molecular function (GO): sequence-specific DNA binding
Source: RefSeq, a predicted model, not a curated record